Molecule: messenger RNA, 1398 nt
Organism: Triplophysa dalaica
Lineage: Eukaryota; Metazoa; Chordata; Actinopteri; Cypriniformes; Nemacheilidae
Gene: tmigd1
Product: transmembrane and immunoglobulin domain containing 1
Exons: 6
Coding region: 121-873 (250 amino acids)
Biological process (GO): cell-cell adhesion
Cellular component (GO): cell-cell junction
Molecular function (GO): cell adhesion molecule binding
Source: RefSeq, a predicted model, not a curated record
UAAAGCCUCUUUCUUGUAGAAUAUAAACCACUGCUGUGAAGACACAGGCCUCUCUCGCAACCUUUGGAUUUUGUCAGGCAUUAGCGAUUCUUCACAAGAUUUGUCCGCAGAUGUACAAAGAUGAAAUUGUCAUUAAGUGUGUCGGUGCUCAUGCUGUGUUGUGUCUGCUGUGUAGAAGCGAUCACUAUUGAGUCAUGUCCGUCAGCAACUGCAAGCAUCAUUCAGGCACAGAUUGAGGAUACCAUCACGCUGACUUGUGUCACUGAUGCUGGCGUCGACCCAUCAAACCAAAUGGAACUUCAGUGGUACCGCAAUGGUGACAUCGUGGAUCUGAAAGAAGAAAACCGACUGUACCGAAGCAGUCUGUGUGUACAGCCCAUCACAAAAGAGGAAAACGGAGUCAUCUUUAGAUGUCAGCUGCAGGGGGACGCAAGCGUGAACAGCUCUGUUGAGCUCGACGUCCAGUUUGCCCCUUAUCUUAAUGACACUGAAGAUAUAUUGGUUGAAGAAGUAAGUGAUGUUGUUCUGUCCUGUGAUGUCAAUGCCAAUCCUGCAGUAACUGUGGUCUGGAAAAAAGAUGGCGAAGUUCUCGAUCUGACCACUGGUAGUUACAAAACCACCAAUAAUGGCAUAACUGCUCAGUUAUCAAUCCCAAAUAUUAAGCGUGAUGUACAUCAAGGAACGUACAUCUGUGAGGUGAUCUCACUUGUCUUUGGAACUAGAAGCAAGAUCUUUAAAAUCACAGUUGAAGACAAAACUUUAAAGUUCCCUUUAGAACCCAUGAUUGCUGGACUGGUUGUGGUUGCUUGCACAAUUGUAUUAGCAAUCAUCUCCAGGCUGGACAAAAUCAAAAAGUGCUGCAAAAGAAAUUAAACCUCUUCAAAGAAGAAUAGCAUUCCAAACCAGAGUUAUUUGAGACAUGCCUGACUGGAAUGCAGUACCACCGUUCUGGUCAAUGGAACACCAUGCCUCUUAAAUCUGAUUGAAAACCCAAAUGCCUUUGUUUAGUUAUCAUGUAUAAGUGUGUUUAUAUUUAUAAAUCUUUCAGAUGAUUUCCUUGUGAGUUUGUCCCUAAAUUAUACUUUAUCUUUAAAAAAAUUAUUUGAGCCAGUCAUGUCAAUGGCCAACCAAGAACACUGACAGCCAUGUUUGUUAGAGUCAUAUAAACUUGUUAACGUAAAUCACAAACCAUUGUAAAUUCUCAAGGUCAAAGAUUUAUUUUUAUGUAAAUAGAAAUGUACCUAGGAGUCAUUAACCUUGUGUAUAAUGUGAAGUAAUGGUCACAGAGGAAACUUCCUUGUCCGUCGUCAGGUUUAUAUUCUUUGAUGCCUAUGUAUGUUGAUCCACACAGAAUAUCAGAUUUAUUGCUCAAACAAAUAAAACGUAAAUUAUAUUUCA